CAGUCACAUCGUUGAGCUUCAUCAUGGCUGGGUUUCUCCUGAUGAUCAUCUUUGUGUGUUCAUUUCCUCAGCUGAAAGCUAACGAUCUUCCACCAACACUGACAGUGAAUCCAGCAGUGAUCACAGACACAGACUCAGUCACGCUGAACUGUCAGCCUCCACCAUCACUUUCAUUGUCUGAGUGUUAUUUUCACUUUAUAAGAGGACGGCCGGCCAAACGUUUCCCUUGUGUGCAGACUCUGACAGGAACAGAGCUGCUGAAGAUAUCACAACAGAGUUCACCUGCUGCUGUGAGUGUGUCGUGUUUUUACCUGAAAGGGUCUUCAUCUCCUGAGAGUCACAUGUCCUCCAUCAUCAUCAGAACUUCUCUUCCACCAACACUGACGCUGAAUCAGGCUGUGAUCAAUGAGAUGGACUCAGUCACACUGAACUGUCAGCCUCCAUCAUCUGUGUCUGUGUCUCACUGUUUUUUCAUCACUGUGGGUGGAGGACCUGUUGGAGGACUCUCUUGUGUGCAGACUCUGACAGGAAGUGAUCUGCUGAAGAUGGCACAUCAGAGUUCACCUGUUGAGGUUAAACUAACAUGUUUUUACACUGUGAGGCUCAGAGAGGAAGACUCUCCAUCUCCACACAGUGCAGCAUCCUCCAUCACUAUACACCGUCAGAAACCAGAGCUGAGUCUUGAUCAUUUUCCUGGUGAACUUGUCAUCUUCACCUGCUCUCUGCCUGGAUCUGCUCAUCGUGACACAAGAUGUAACCUGUACCUUGGAGAAUCGAGUCACCCAUUUAAAACAACUAACAUAAAGAGUAAAACAAGCCCAAAACAACAGUCACUCUGCCAGUUCAGUGUCAAAAUUUCUAGUUUGCUGAGACAGCUGAGUUCAGUUCAGCUGAAAGAUGCCAGCUGUGAUUACACAAUAAGAAGUGGACCCAGCUCUUUGUCUCCUCGUAGUGAUGGAUACAGCUUGACAGAUAUUGUGGAAAUAGAGUCACACACAACCACAGCUAUGCCUACUUCUACUUUGACCACAGGGCAGAAAACUGAAGAGCCUUGUACCACAACUGCUGUUACCUCUGUAAAACAAACCACAGCUCUGACUGUUGACACACCAAGCACUGUUGGCUCCACUAUCUCAAUGUCAGCUAAACCAUCCCCAGGUUUAACUUCAGCUAACAUGAGAGACAAGGCCUCGCCUGAACCUCGUCAGGAUUUACCUUCAGGAAAGUGGAUAUGGAAGUCUGCAGCAGUAGCUGCUGGUUGUGGAGUAGCUGUGGGCGUCAUGUUGAUUGUGUCUGCAGUUCUCUGUAACAGACGAAAGGCUGGUCCAGAAGAACCACAAAAGCAGGAGUUGCAGAAUCCACAUUACGACUCGUGUUAUUACUCCACAAUCACAGAUCAGCCUGCUGAAACAGCCCUGAAUGACAUGCUGUACAGCUCUGUGGGGGCACACUGACGGCAAAGCUUACGGCCCGAGGAGAUGCUCUGAAUUUAACCAUUUCACCAGUAUAAUGUCAUCAGAGGUUUAUUCUUAGGCUACUUUGAGGAUUUAUUUCUACUUAAAGAUUUUUAUUUCUCCAACAUGAA
Molecule: messenger RNA, 1585 nt
Organism: Cheilinus undulatus (humphead wrasse)
Lineage: Eukaryota; Metazoa; Chordata; Actinopteri; Labriformes; Labridae
Exons: 12
Coding region: 24-1454 (476 amino acids)
Source: RefSeq, a predicted model, not a curated record